This is a messenger RNA of Chrysoperla carnea, 2713 nucleotides long. RefSeq names its product DNA topoisomerase 3-beta-1 (gene Top3beta). Bases 102 to 2669 code for a protein of 855 amino acids. Gene Ontology annotation, cellular component: nucleus. The record is from RefSeq and is a predicted model, not a curated record. Gene Ontology annotation, biological process: DNA topological change. The transcript has 6 exons. NCBI's taxonomy places the organism in Eukaryota, Metazoa, Arthropoda, Insecta, Neuroptera, Chrysopidae. Gene Ontology annotation, molecular function: DNA binding; DNA topoisomerase type I (single strand cut, ATP-independent) activity.
GAUAGUGAAUAUUUCAUGGAAUUGUCGCUUGUCAAUUUUAAAUUUUAGAAUGAAAUACAUAAAAAUUUGAUAGAAAAGCAAGUUAAAAUUAAUCAUCCAAAAUGAAAACUGUAUUAAUGGUUGCAGAAAAACCAUCUCUUGCCGCUUCUUUAGCUAACAUAUUAAGCAAUGGGAAAAAUUCACAAAGAAAAGGUUUAAAUUCGGCAUGUUUUAUUCACGAAUGGACAGGAACUUUUAUGAAUAUGCCAGCUCAUUAUAAAAUGACAUCGGUAUGCGGACACGUAAUGAGUUUAGAUUUCCCCGGCAAAUUUAAUAACUGGGAUAAAGUUGAUCCUGUCGAAUUAUUUUCAUGCCCAACAGAGAAAAAAGAGGCAGCACCUAAAUUAAAAAUGCCAUAUUUUUUAGCGCAGGAAGCUAAGAAUUGUGAUAAUUUAGUUUUAUGGUUGGAUUGCGAUAAGGAAGGUGAAAAUAUUUGCUUCGAAGUAAUGAGUGCUGUAGAAAGUAGUAUGCGUGGUAAUGUGUACAGUAGUACAGUGACAUAUCGUGCACAUUUCUCGGCUAUUACAGAUAAAGAUAUUAAAGCGGCAAUGAAUAAUUUAGGGUAUCCAAAUAAAAAUGAAGCUCGAAGUGUGGAUGCAAGACAGGAAUUGGAUUUAAGAAUUGGCUGUGCAUUUACACGUUUUCAAACAAAAUUCUUUCAAGGUCGCUAUGGAGAUUUAGACGCAUCGUUAAUAUCGUAUGGACCAUGUCAAACUCCAACGUUGGGAUUUUGUGUACAAAGGCAUGAUGCUAUACAAACUUUUAAACCUGAACCGUAUUGGGUUUUGCAAUUAACCGUUAAAUCUAAAGAUGACAGAGAUAUUCAUUUAGAUUGGCAACGCGUUCGAUGUUUUGAUAAAGAUGUUGCUUUAAUGUUCUUAUCUCUCGUCAAAGGGCACAAAGAAGCGAAGGUUAUCAGUGUUACUAAAAAGGAAAAAGUUAAACCACGUCCAUUAGCCUUGAAUACUGUUGAGUUAAUGCGUGUUGCUAGCUCUGGUUUAGGAAUGGGACCACAUCAUGCUAUGCAAGUAGCUGAAAGACUUUAUGUUCAAGGUUAUAUAAGUUAUCCUAGAACAGAAACUACAUCUUAUCCAGAAAAUUUUGAUUUAGAAGGUGUUUUACGCCAACAACAACAAAGCAACGAAUGGGGCGCCGAUGUAUCUGAAAUAUUAAACAGUGGCGUUUGGAAACCAUUACGCGGUAAGGAUGUGGGUGACCAUCCUCCCAUUACACCGAUGAAGUUAGCGAACAGAGAAACAUUAGAUGGGGAUUCAUGGAAAUUAUACGAUUACAUUACUAGACACUUUAUCGGAACUUUAGCGAAAGAUUGUCGAUAUUUAAGUAUUACAGCAACCUUAGAAAUUGGUGGUGAAUUGUUUACAAGCAACGGAAAAAGUCUAAUGGAUCCAGGCUUUACGAAAGUAAUGCAUUGGCAGGCAUUAGCAAAAAAUGAAAUAAUUCCACCAUUUACCGAAGGUGAAGUUGUUUCUAUACAAGAUGAUAAGUUAGUUGAAUUACAAACGUCACCACCGGAUUAUCUAACGGAAUCUGAAUUAAUUACGUUGAUGGAAAAACAUGGUAUUGGAACUGAUGCUUCUAUUCCUGUUCAUAUAAAUAAUAUAUGCCAACGAAGUUAUGUGACUGUCACAAAUGGUCGUAAACUUGUUCCUACAACUUUAGGAAUUGUUUUGGUUCAUGGAUAUCAAAAGAUUGAUCCAGAUUUAGUAUUACCAACAAUGCGUUCAUCAGUUGAAGAACAAUUAAAUUUAAUUGCUCAUGGUAAAGCGAAUUUCGAUGCGAUUUUACAACAUACAAUCGAAGUAUUUCGACAAAAAUUUUUAUAUUUUGUAAAAAAUAUCACUGGUAUGGAUCAAUUAUUUGAGGUAUCAUUUUCACCACUCUCUGCAUCCGGGAAAGCACAUUCACGAUGCGGUAAAUGUCGACGAUAUAUGAAAUAUAUUCAAGCAAAACCACAACGAUUACAUUGUUCACAUUGUGAUGAAACUUAUAAUUUACCACAAAGUGGUAACAUACGAAUUUAUAAGGAAUUAAAAUGUCCAUUAGAUGAUUUUGAAUUGUUAUCAUGGACCAUGGGUAACAAAGGGAAAAGUUUUACAUUUUGUCCAUACUGUUAUAAUUAUCCACCGUUUAGAGAUAUGAAAAAGGGUAGCGGAUGUAAUAGUUGUAAUCAUCCAACGUGUCCACAAUCGUUGCUUAGUACAGGAGUAGCUAAUUGUGGGGAAUGUGAAGUUGGUGUACUUGCAUUGGAUCCUUCAUCUGGACCAAAAUGGAAACUUACAUGUAAUAGAUGUGACGUUAUCAUACACUUAUUUGAAGACGCUACAAAAGUAACAAUCGAAGAAGAUGAAUGUGAUUGUGGGGCACAAUUAGUGAAUGUUGAAUAUCGUCCAGAAAAAACAAAAUUACCAAAAGAAGCAACAGAAAUGAAAGGAUGUGUAUUUUGUUCAACAGAAUUCUCAUCAUUGGUUGACAAACAUAAGGCAAUUGCAUCUCGACCAUUUUCCGCACCGAAUCGUGCACGUGGUGGUCGUGGUGGUAAAGGUGCUCGACGUGGUCGACCAAAACAACCAAAAGAUAAAAUGGCUCAAUUGGCUGCAUAUUUUGUAUAGAUAUAUAUAUUAAUUUUGAAAAUUAAUUUAAUUAAUACAACUUA